Molecule: messenger RNA, 1905 nt
Organism: Pleurotus ostreatus (oyster mushroom)
Lineage: Eukaryota; Fungi; Basidiomycota; Agaricomycetes; Agaricales; Pleurotaceae
Exons: 13
Coding region: 1-1905 (634 amino acids)
Biological process (GO): signal transduction; regulation of GTPase activity
Cellular component (GO): cytoplasm
Source: RefSeq, a predicted model, not a curated record
AUGGCUGGGAGCACAUCACAUACACUGGAAGAAGUACAAUCCUCUGCCUCCUGGGAUCCCGCCGAACAGUCUGAUGCUGGUAAUUCCGGUACAUCAGGCCAAUACGGACGCCCAGCAUUACGUUCGCUCGACUCUCCUGGUGGCCUUUCCGCGCUUCAACCGAACUCGAGCUCCCCACAGCCACGGUCUAGUACGGACUCUGUACCAAGGUCCUCUACUUCGCGUUGGCGCGACAGCCCGACCGUAGCAAGUGACCCUCGGGAAACACUUGCCAGCGUUCCCAGCGAGACAGCUAGCUUGGUGGACGGGGGGUUUGAUGGGAAUGUUCUAAGGGCGCUGUGUGACCUCGAUUGUGGUGUACCCCUACUGCUAGAUCGUAUCAAACAAAGCGUGGUAUCAUGUAGGGAAACGUCCGUAUUCUUUAAAAAGCGAGCCGCUAUCGAAGAGGAAUAUGGGAAGAAUUUGCAGAAGCUGGCCCGAACCACUUCGGAUGUAUAUUCAAUGAACGAUGGAAAGGCCGGUUCCUUUGUCAAUACCUGGCAAAUGUCUAUGCGGAUACAUGAAUCGAUGGCCGAGAAUCGAAUUCGAUUUGCGCAACGCCUAAACGAGAUGAGUGAAGAGCUCACGACGCUAGUCAAGGAGGUGGAUAAGAGCCGCAAGCAGACGAAGGAUUUAGCCACGCGAUACGAACGCGCUCUUCAAGAGUCUGAGCUAGCUACUGAGAAGAGCAAGAAUCGCCUUGACAUGACUACGGAAGAACUAGAACGGGUGCUGCUCCAGAAGGAAGGGGAGUCCUUCAAAGAUACACCCGUCCAAGCUCGAGUGAGUGGUCCGGUUGGCAAAAGGGCUAUUGGGAAGGCUGUGGCGAAGGGUGGGCUGUUAUUGAAGGGGAAGAAUCCAGGAAAUAUCCAACGCCAGGAAGACGAUAUAAGGGCUCGAAUGUCUGCCGCCUCCGAUACUUACCGAAAGCUUGUGACAGAGACGCAGACUCUGAGGCAGGAAUAUUUCAACUUCCAGCUGCCACGGUUAUUACGUGCUCUCAAGGAAUGCACCGAUGAAGUCGACCUUGGAACCCAAUACCACCUGACAAGAUACGCGUUUCUUUUCGAAAGAGGCUCUGUCGGUGUGGGGCUCAAGGCUGCAACCGAGAUGAUCGAUAAUCGCAAUGACUUCAAAACGUACAUGCAGAAUUACGCGUACGCACAUGGCGCUUCAUCUAGAGGACCUCGGCGGGAAGGACCAGCUGAUGAUGGUUUCCUGCCCCCUCUGCCCAAGCAUCAAGAGCGCGGACAACCACCUCCUAGCGCUGCGGUCAACGGCGUUACGGAUAAGGGUCGUCCCACUUUCGGAAUAGAUUUAUCCGAGCAAAUGGAGCGAGAUAAUGUAGAAGUUCCGUCCUUGGUUGAGAAGUGCUGUACCGUCAUAGAGAAGUACGGCAUGAAGUCACAAGGUGUCUAUCGCCUCAAUGGCACCACGAGCAAGGUGUACAAUCUCAAACAACGGCUCGACAAAGAUUUGGAUUCCGUGGAUUUGGAUGCACCAGAGUGGUCGUCCGAUAUUAACAAUGUGACCAGCGUCCUGAAAAUGUGGCUGAGGGAGCUACCUGAUCCUCUGCUUACCUUGCAACUACACCAGGGGUUUAUCGACGCCGCAAAAAUUGAGAACGACCGCCUUAGGCAUAUACGACUACACGAAAGGGUUAACGAUCUCCCAGAUCCAAACUACGCUACCCUCAAGUAUUUCUUGGGUCACCUGCACAGGAUCACUCAGCACGCAGAUGAAAACCUGAUGACAAUACAAAACCUUGCGAUAGUAUUCGGUCCGACAUUAUUCGGCCAAGCCGUUGAAACUAUCCUCAAGCACUAUACCGAUAUAUUUGUGGAAGAAACGGAACAGAAUGCCUAA